AUGAAGCUAGUAUCAUUUUUAAUGAAGUUGACAAAUGAAAAUGUAACGAUAGAACUAAAAAAUGGAACCCUUAUAACUGGUGUGAUAACAGGAAUAGAUAUUAAAAUGAAUACACAUAUGAAGAAUGUUAAAGUCGUUAUUAAGAAUAAAAAUAUAGGUGAAUAUAAUGUUAAAACAAAACAAUUUUUAUCCCUUGAGCAUGUAACUAUAAGGGGUAAUAAUAUAAGAUAUUUUAUUUUGUCCGAUAAUUUACCUCUGGACACACUAUUAGUUGAUGAUACACCGAAACAUAAAAUUUCGAAAGACAAAACUUUUGCAGGUAAAGAUAAAGGGAAGACAAAGGGACGGGGGCGAGGAAGGAAAAUUGCCAAAAGGUAG
Messenger RNA from Plasmodium malariae, 378 nucleotides. RefSeq names its product small nuclear ribonucleoprotein Sm D1, putative (gene SNRPD1). The transcript has a single exon. Gene Ontology annotation, biological process: RNA processing; spliceosomal snRNP assembly. NCBI's taxonomy places the organism in Eukaryota, Apicomplexa, Aconoidasida, Haemosporida, Plasmodiidae. Bases 1 to 378 code for a protein of 125 amino acids. Gene Ontology annotation, cellular component: U5 snRNP; catalytic step 2 spliceosome; spliceosomal tri-snRNP complex. Gene Ontology annotation, molecular function: RNA binding. The record is from RefSeq and is a predicted model, not a curated record.